UCGUCCACGUGACCCUCCGCAGCUCUACUCUCCUCGUGUCACUUCACGUCGCUUCAUUCAGAGUCGGAUCGCACGAGGAGACAGACGGAGGAUGCGCGAGACGGCGACAUCAUGCAUGAGCUGUUGGAGACCGAGACCGCCCCCGUCCUGACCAACACGACUUCCAUUUCGUGUCAGAAGCCGUUCGACGAUGGCCGCCUGCCGCUCAUGCUGCUGUACAGCGGCGUGCUGGCGGUGGGACUUCCUGCUAACUUCCUGACCCUCUACCUCACCUGGCUGCAGGUGCGCAGGAGCAACGUGCUGGGCGUGUACCUGUGGAGCCUGUCACUGUGCGACCUCACCUACCUGUGCACGCUGCCGCUGUGGACGCUGUACGUGAGCGCGGGUCACGUGUGGCCGUGGAGCUCGGUGGCGUGUAAGCUAACGGGCUACAUCUUCUUCACCAACAUGUACAUCAGCAUCUUCCUGCUCUGCUGCGUCUCCUGCGACCGCUACGUCGCCGUCGUCUACAGCGUGGAGUCCCGCGGCCUGCGAUGCCGACGCCACGCCUUCCUCAUCGUCGUCACCAUGGUGCUGCUGGUUGCCGUCGGCCACGUGCCCGUCUUCACCAUGAGGGAGGGGGAAGCCACGCAGGGCCAACGCCGCUGCUUCGAGCCGAGUCAGAGCAGCGCCACGGUGACGGGCUUCAACUACGCUCGCUUCGUGGUCGGGUUCCUGAUCCCGCUGCUCGUGCUGGUGGCGACCAACCGCGGGAUCCUGGUGAACGUGCAGAGCAGCACGGGGCUGCGGCGCGAGCAGAAGGAGCGCGUGCGCUGGCUGGCGAUGGCGGUGGUGUUCCUCUUCCUGGUCUGCUUCGCCCCGUAUCACCUGAUCCUGCUGGUGCGCGCCAUCCUCUUCCACUUCCCGCGCCUGGAGGACGGCACCUGUCUGUUCGAGACCACCGUGUACACGCCGUACACCAUCUCGCUCGGCCUGUCCACCGUCAACAGCGCCGUCAACCCCAUCCUCUACGUCCUGUCCAGCGACAACAUCCGCAAAGAGCUGCGCCGCGGCCUCGCUGGCCUCUGUGACCGCGCCCACCUGAGGACGCGAUCCGACAGCAGCCAGAACAAGAUCCAGCCCACCAGGAACUCCUCGGAGCUGAACCCGGGAACCAAGAUGGAUGGACCCCCGGGACCAGCAGAGACCUGCAGACAGGCUGGACUGGACUCUGAGGUGUUAGUUCCACCGGUCUAACCAGCGGGGGAGGGCGGUGUGUCCUGAAGGGGGCGCCGCAGGUAUCAGGACUCCACUGAGGAGCUCCGAUCAACAAACAGACAAAAUCAAUAGAUAACAGAGUUUCAGAUAAAAACUGAUGAGCUGACAGUUUUUAACCUUUAAUAAAUAAGUGACGACCUCACACGAGACACGGCGCCCCCUGCUGGUCAGACGUGAACUUUACAGAUUUUAAAAAUCCUGUUUCUGUAAAUAAAGUAAAAUAAAGUUCAUACAAAACAGCUGCUGUCACAAUAUAUCCCACAAUCCUUUGCUCCUCUGCUUACUGUUACACCCCCCAACACACACACACACAUCUCGGCUGUUUCCAUGGUAACUGCAUCAUGACAUGUUGGAUUUUUUAAUCUGAAAACUUUUAUGAAGAUUAAAAACAAGAGCAAAUAAAGCCGUAAAAAACAAAGCGAUCUGAUUGGACGAGAGGCGGGUGUGUUAUUUCUGAAGAAGUAAAAACACACAAGGUGGUUACUGGUUAACUUCAGACAUCAAUUUAAGUACAAAGGUAGGCGUCUGUGGUAACCAUGGAAACAGCAACUGUUCCACCGCAGGUCGAGCUGGUGGAAUCAAACGUCAGCGUUUUGUUCAAACUUACUCAUUUUUACAGUCUAUGGUUCAAACAUGGAGAGUAAACACGAAGCCUCGUAUCAAGAAGUGUGUCACUCACUUCCUGUCUGAGCUGCUUCCUGUUUGCUGCUCCAUGACUCGUGACUCGUGUUUCCAUGAUAACAAAGUGGCAGACAGCUGGGAGGGUGUGAGACAGUCUCACUGCACACCCACACGGACCAAUGAUCAGCCUGACAUCAGACAGAAUGACAUGUAGGACAUGGUGGUUGCCAUGGUAACAGCAGGUGUUUCAAUAAUUUAUCAGUGAAAUCUAAAAUCUGGUACCUUCACAAUAAAAGCCUCAGAAUCAGUGCACUGUUCGCUUUGUCACCUAUUUUAAAUUCAGUCACAUUUUUUUUUUUAACCCUUUAUCGUUUUAGUCGACGAAAACUACAAACAUGGCCACCCAGUUUUUUUUUUUUUUUAAUAAAAAGUCCCAAACUGUCUCAGCUCCUCACAGAAAUCAAAGAGGAGACAUGUUUUUAAAAACGUGAAGAACUGCAGAUCACAUAUGAAUGCAUGAAUAUGAAUUAUGUUACCAUGGAUACUCUGAGUGUUUCAUGACUCCACCUGUCAGACGUUUAAAGACAGAAGAGAUUCACUGAUAUGACUUUACAGAUCAGUCACUCACUGAUUGGUCAGGUUAUCAGAAGAUCUACUUUUAGCUUGCCACCGUCACGUUGUUGUUGACUGUUUUUCAUGAACAAACACUGAAUCAUUUCGACUUAACGGCAACUUGUAAAAUAAUCAGGUGACUUUCUAGAAUUUCAUAGUCAAAUACAUUUUUCAGAACUUUUCUCAAUAAAAGAUAAAACUUUCAAAAA
Labrus bergylta (ballan wrasse) is the source of this 2699-nucleotide messenger RNA. NCBI's taxonomy places the organism in Eukaryota, Metazoa, Chordata, Actinopteri, Labriformes, Labridae. The record is from RefSeq and is a predicted model, not a curated record.